GCAGGAACGCCGCGCACCGCCAGCCGCGGGGGGCGAGGGAUGGGGGAGGCACAAGAAGGGGGUGCCCGCAUGGAUUAGAGCCAACCGCGCUCUUCAAAAGGGUGACAGGGCUGUGCUUCCCUCCCGUGCCCCGGGAACUUCAAAGCGGCCCGCGCUGUUCCGACCGCCUAGCUCCGCUCUGGGACCUCGCAGCCCCGGCGCGGCCGCCUGGUGGCCAUGACCCGAGCGCUGUGCGCGGCGCUCCGCCAGGCUCUCCUGCUGCUCGCCACCGCCGCCGCGCUCUCGACAGGAUUGAAGUGUGUAUGUCUUUUGUGUGACUCUUCAAACUUUACCUGCCAAACCGAGGGAGCAUGCUGGGCGUCAGUUAUGCUGGCCAAUGGAAAAGAGCAGGUGAUCAAGUCCUGCGUCUCUCUCCCAGAACUCAAUGCUCAAGUCUUCUGUCAUAGUUCCAACAAUGUUACCAAAACGGAGUGCUGCUUCACAGACUUUUGCAACAACAUAACCCUGCACCUUCCAACAGCAUCUCCAAAUGCCCCCAAACUCGGACCCAUGGAGCUGACCGUUGUUAUUACUGUGCCACUUUGCCUCCUGUCCAUGGCAGCCGUGCUGACGAUCUGGGCAUGCCAAGGUCGACCAUGCACAAACAGGAAGAAAAAGAGACAGAAUGUGGAGGAACCCCUCUCUGAGUGCAAUCUGGUAAAUGCUGGAAAAACUCUAAAAGAUCUGAUUUACGAUGUGACUGCCUCUGGAUCUGGCUCUGGUCUACCUCUGUUGGUUCAAAGAACAAUUGCAAGGACCAUCGUACUUCAGGAGAUAGUGGGAAAAGGUAGAUUUGGUGAGGUCUGGCAUGGAAGAUGGUGUGGGGAAGAUGUGGCUGUAAAAAUCUUCUCCUCCAGAGAUGAAAGAUCUUGGUUUCGAGAGGCAGAAAUUUAUCAGACGGUUAUGCUGAGACAUGAAAACAUACUUGGUUUCAUUGCUGCUGACAACAAAGAUAAUGGAACUUGGACUCAACUUUGGCUUGUCUCCGAAUACCAUGAACUGGGUUCCUUAUAUGACUAUUUGAAUAGAAACAUAGUGACUGUGGCUGGCAUGGUCAAACUGGCCCUUUCGAUAGCUAGUGGUCUGGCCCACCUACAUAUGGAAAUUGUUGGCACACAAGGUAAACCUGCUAUUGCUCAUCGAGAUAUAAAAUCAAAGAAUAUCUUAGUGAAAAAAUGUGAAACUUGUGCCAUAGCCGACUUGGGGCUGGCUGUGAAGCAUGAUUCGGUACUGAACACAAUUGACAUACCUCAGAACCCUAAAGUGGGAACCAAAAGGUAUAUGGCUCCUGAAAUGCUUGAUGAUACAAUGAAUGUGAAUAUCUUUGAGUCCUUCAAACGAGCUGACAUCUAUUCUGUUGGUCUGGUUUAUUGGGAAAUAGCACGAAGGUGUUCAGUUGGAGGAAUUGUUGAGGAGUACCAGUUGCCUUAUUAUGACAUGGUGCCUUCAGAUCCCUCAAUAGAGGAAAUGAGGAAGGUUGUUUGUGACCAGAAGUUUCGACCAAGUAUCCCAAACCAGUGGCAAAGCUGUGAAGCACUCCGAGUUAUGGGGAGAAUAAUGCGGGAGUGUUGGUAUGCCAAUGGGGCAGCCCGCCUAACGGCCCUUCGUAUUAAGAAGACUAUCUCUCAACUUUGUGUCAAAGAAGACUGCAAAGCCUAAUGAUGAUAAUUGUGUAAAAAAGAAAUCUCUCACAGCUUUUUUUUUCUCAUUUUCCCUCUUUAUGUGAAUGUUUUUGCUUUUUUGUUGUUGUUGUUCUACCUCAAAGAUAAUGCAGUACAGUAUUUAAGAGCCCAAAGACAGCAUGGGAAAAAUAACUCUGAAGUCAAGCACAGGCCCGAAUUGACUUCAUUCCCAUCUCCAUGUUGUCUUUAAUUUUAUUUUGAAAAGCAACACAUCAAUUCAUCUUUUUAUUUAAUAAGAAAGAUAGUACAAAAAUGUAAAAUAAGCUAUAUAAAAAUAAUACAAGUCAUUAAUGUUUUAUUUUACUUGAAUCAAGAGCACAUGAAUGAAGAAAAAGAAAUGUGAAAGCAUUUUUUUUCUGAGAUGAAAACACUUUCAUUAAAAAAUGUGAACUAGAGCAUGUGGUAGCUCAGCAGAACUUUAGAUUGUAUAAUUUGC
Molecule: messenger RNA, 2157 nt
Organism: Ailuropoda melanoleuca (giant panda)
Lineage: Eukaryota; Metazoa; Chordata; Mammalia; Carnivora; Ursidae
Gene: ACVR1C
Product: activin A receptor type 1C
Exons: 9
Coding region: 217-1698 (493 amino acids)
Biological process (GO): protein phosphorylation; cell surface receptor protein serine/threonine kinase signaling pathway; cellular response to growth factor stimulus
Cellular component (GO): plasma membrane; signaling receptor complex
Molecular function (GO): ATP binding; transmembrane receptor protein serine/threonine kinase activity
Source: RefSeq, a predicted model, not a curated record